Messenger RNA from Phanerochaete carnosa HHB-10118-sp, 4125 nucleotides. RefSeq lists its product as uncharacterized. Gene Ontology annotation, cellular component: actin cortical patch; plasma membrane; cytoplasm. The transcript is spliced from 14 exons. NCBI's taxonomy places the organism in Eukaryota, Fungi, Basidiomycota, Agaricomycetes, Polyporales, Phanerochaetaceae. Bases 199 to 4056 code for a protein of 1285 amino acids. The record is from RefSeq and is a predicted model, not a curated record. Gene Ontology annotation, molecular function: microfilament motor activity; actin filament binding; ATP binding. Gene Ontology annotation, biological process: actin filament organization; endocytosis; vesicle transport along actin filament.
CCCCUCUGCACUGCACUCCCAUCCCACCACGCCCGACCCAGCUACGGGGCGGCUGGACUCGAAUUCAUACCUACGACAUAGAUCGGGCGGCGCGUGCCCUCGCAACUCCGGUGCGGCUACAAGCGGGUAUCGCAACGCACGGUCGUGCCAGACAUCGAUAUAACAGCACUACACGUCUUGUGAGACGUACACUGCACUAUGGCACCGUCCAAGAAGGCCGGUAAGAAAGUGGAGGCAAAGCCCAAGAAGGGGGCGGCAGGGGGAAGGGCACAGGUGGCCAAGGCGGAUUGGAAGGAAGGCUUCAAGAAGAAACAGGUCGGCGUGUCUGACAUGACGCUGCUCACCACAACCACGAACGAGGCCAUUAACGAGAACCUGGACAAGCGUUGGAAGAACGGAGAGAUAUACACGUACAUCGGUGGCGUGCUGAUCUCGGUCAAUCCGUUCAAAGACCUGGGGAUCUACACCGAUGAGGUCUUGCAGAAGUACAAGGGCAAGAAUCGACUCGAAGUCCCGCCGCACGUCUUCGGUAUUGCAGAAUCCGCCUACUAUAACAUGAACGCGUACCACGAGAACCAGUGUGUUAUUAUCUCUGGAGAGUCGGGGGCUGGCAAGACGGAAGCGGCGAAGCGUAUCAUGCAAUAUGUUGCUGCAGUUUCAGGUGGACGCGACAGCAGCAUUCAAGAAAUCAAGGAUAUGGUGCUCGCGACGAAUCCCCUCCUAGAGAGUUUUGGUUGCGCGAAGACUCUGAGGAAUAAUAACUCAAGUCGACACGGAAAAUACCUUGAGAUCAUGUUCAACGAUCAUGGAGAGCCCGUCGGAGCCCAAAUUACAAACUAUCUCCUAGAAAAGGGUCGAGUUGUGGGACAAGUAGAGAACGAGCGUAACUUCCAUAUCUUCUACCAGUUCACGAAAGCCGCUUCCCCGGAACAGCGAGAGGUCUUUGGCAUCCAGACACCGGAGGCGUACGCAUACACGAGCAUUAGCAACUGUCUAGAAGUUGCGGGUAUUGACGACGUCAAAGAUUUUGAUGAGACUUUGCGCGCUAUGCAAAUCAUCGGUCUCACAGACCAGGAGCAAAGCGAGAUCUUCCGUAUGCUCGCGGUCAUCCUUUGGCUCGGUAAUGUUCAGUUCGCGGAGAAGGACGAUGGAAAUGCAGAAGUUGCCGACACAAGCGUGACCGAUUUUGUCGGUUAUCUGAUGGAGGUGGAGCCCGCACUAGUUCACAAGGCGAUGACCCUGCGUGUCAUGGAGACUCAACGUAAUGGCCGCCGAGGCUCCGUCUACGACGUUCCGUACAAUCCAGCGCAAGCUGGCUCGACUAGGGAUGCCCUAGCAAAGGCAAUCUACAAUAACUUGUUCGAGUGGAUCGUUUCCAAGAUCAACGUGCAGAUGAAUCCUCGCACAGCGCACGCGCAGCUGAUUGGUAUUCUUGACAUCUUCGGUUUCGAGAUCUUCGAGGACAAUUCUUUCGAACAGCUUUGUAUCAACUACGUGAACGAGAAACUGCAGCAGAUCUUCAUCGAGCUAACUCUGAAGAGCGAGCAAGAGGAAUACGUCCGGGAGCAGAUCAAAUGGAAUCCUAUCAAGUACUUCAACAACAAGAUUGUGUGCGACCUCAUCGAAGAACGUCGGCCUCCUGGUAUUUUUGCUACACUCAACGACGCUUGUGCGACUGCGCAUGCCGACCCCUCUGCGGCAGACAACAGCUUUAUUCAGCGUGCGGCCUCGCUGGCAUCUAAUCCCCACUUCGAAGUCCGUGGCGCACAGUUCCUCAUCAAGCACUAUGCUGGAGAUGUCAUGUAUAAUGUGGCGGGUAUGACCGACAAAAACAAGGACUUACUGCUCAAGGAUAUGCUUGAUCUCAUCGGCAUGAGCGGUAACCAGUUCUUGCAAUCGCUCUUCCCCGAUCGUCCAGACCCAAAUAGCAAGAAGCGGCCCCCUACUGCUGGCGACAGGAUUAAGCAAUCCGCUCAAGCCCUUGUGGAGAAUCUCAUGCGAUGCCGACCCUCGUACAUCCGUACGAUUAAACCCAACCAGAACCGUAGCUCAUCAGAAUUCGACACCCAGGCAGUCCUGCAUCAGAUCAAGUAUCUCGGUCUUCAGGAGAACAUUCGCGUCAGACGUGCCGGUUUUGCCUACAGGAAUACAUUCGAAAAGAUCGUCGAACGUUUCUAUCUGUUAUCCCCAGCAACGUCUUACGCUGGCGAAUACACUUGGCAAGGCGAUGCCAAGUCUGGCUGUGAGCGUAUCCUAACCGACACGGGUAUUGCGCGUGAAGAGUGGCAAAUGGGUGUCACGAAGGCGUUCAUCAAGAGCCCCGAGACCCUCUUUGCGCUCGAAACCAUGCGCGACCGCUACUGGCACAACAUGGCAGGCCGCAUCCAGCGCGCGUGGCGCAACUAUAUUCGCUACAAGCACGAGUGCGCGCGCCGCAUCCAGCGAUUCUGGAAGAACAACAAGGAGGGCAUCGAAUACGCAAAGGUCCGCGACUACGGCCACCAGAUCCUUGCCGGACGGAAGGAGAGGCGCCGCUUCAGUUUAUUGGGUCUCAGGCGAUUCAUGGGCGAUUACCUGGACUGCAACGGCAAGAGUUCCCUCGGUGAAGAAUUGCUUGCUGCAUGUGGCACUUCGGAGAGGGUCGUCUUCAGCUCACGCUGCCAGGUUCUUGUCUCCAAGUUCGGUCGCACGAGCAAACUCAGUCCCAGAUUCUUGGUGGUGACCGCAAGGGCACUGUGCAUCAUUGCCAACCUGCAGGCGAAGGACGGCACAGUUGGUAUCAAUGUAGAGCGCAAGAUUAUUGUUGGCAGCAUCAAGUCUAUCUCCAUGUCGAAUUUGCAGGAUGACUGGAUCGCUUUGAACCUCGGUCCCACUGAAGAAGGAGAUCCUCUUAUCCACUGCGUCUUCAAGACAGAGCUCAUUACACAUCUCUUGACACUCACUUCGGGCAUGAUUCAAGUGCACGCUGGACCAACCAUUGAUUACACUAAGAAGAAAGAGAAGAAGGAUGCGGUCAAGUUUGUGAAGAAUGACAUGGUGAAGAGUGACGAUAACUACAAGAGUCAUACCGUGCAAGUCCCGUCCGGCGAAGCGCCUAGCAGUCUGUCUCGCCCCAUGCCGAAGCGCAAGGAAGGUGUUGUGCGUCAUAUCACCCAAGGCAAGCUUCUUAAGAGGGGAGGCCCGGAUAAACCUGCAUCAUCAAGGCCGAAGCCUGCUGCUCAGCCGCUCCCAGGCAAAUCUAUAACCUCUGCGGUCAAACCUCCGCCGGCACCCUCAACAUCUGCGGCCUCUACCGUGUCGAGUGCAGCUUCACGAGCGCCUCCGCCUCCGCCUCGAGCGGCUGCUCUACCACCACCCCCUCCUCCCGAACCUGAUGUUGAGCUGUACAAGGCCAAGUUCGCAUUCGACGGCCAGGAGGGCGAGAUGGCUCUUAAGAAGGACGACAUUGUUGAGCUUGUUGAGAAAGACGACAACGGAUGGUGGCUGGUCAAGAAGGACGGAAAGGAGGGCUGGGCACCCAAUAACUAUCUCGAGCUGAUGCCGCCCAAAUCGAAGGCAGCCGUCGCUCCACCGCCUCCCCCACCGCCUGGAGCAGGAACGAAGAGGUCCUCUGUAGUUCCUGUGGCUCCAGCUGCUCUCGCAGGAUCGAAGAUCGUGCCGAAGCAUAUCUCUGCGGAUGUCUCUGCCAAGCCGGUGUCAGUUUUCCCAGGCAUGGCACCAGCGAACGGCUCAGCUACUCCUUGGAAGAAGACCCUGUCAGUAUCCAACGGCUCGGAAGAUAGCUCGCCUGCGAGCUCUCGACCCGCAAGCGCUCUCGCUGGCAAGCCGCCACCCCCACCAGUUGCCAACAAGCCCAAGCCUCCUGCGCCCCCGGUAGCCAAUAAACCUGGCGCUCCCAAAGCACCUGGCAAGCCGCCCAUACCGACGGCGUCAAGACCACCCACAGCACCACCCGCACCCAAACCCGGAGGUGGCGGCAAGCCUGCCGCUCCUGGUCAGAUGGAUCUUGCAGCCGCUUUGGCAAGACGUGCGCAAAAAAUCGCAGAUGACGAGUAAGAUGUCCAAGGAGAACUUAAACUAUUUUCUGGUGGAAGUGCGUAGCUUGGUAGGAAUAUAUGAUGAAAU